Messenger RNA from Eruca vesicaria subsp. sativa (arugula), 829 nucleotides. NCBI's taxonomy places the organism in Eukaryota, Viridiplantae, Streptophyta, Magnoliopsida, Brassicales, Brassicaceae. The record is from the annotation of a GenBank genome assembly.
GACACAAAACUUGAGUGCUGUGCCGCUCUUUCAUCGUGAGAGGAAGAUGGAAGGAGGAGGAGGAGGAGGAGGUGCCCACUACAACCCUAAAACCGUUGAAGAAGUCUUCCGAGAUUUCAAGGGCCGUCGUGCUGCCAUCCUCCGUGCUCUCACCACUGAUGUGGAAGAGUUUUUCAAGCAAUGCAACCCUGAGAAGGACAACCUUUGCUUGUAUGGCUUCCCGAAUGAAGUGUGGGAAGUUAACUUACCAGCUGAAGAAGUGCCUCCAGAACUCCCUGAACCUGCUCUCGGCAUCAACUUUGCUAGAGAUGGAAUGCAAGAAAAAGAAUGGAUUUCUCUUGUUGCUGUCCACAGUGAUGCGUGGUUGCUCGCUGUCUCCUUUUACUUCUGUUCAAGAUCUGGUUUCGAUAAAGCUGACAGGAAGCGCUUGUUCAACAUGAUAAACGAGGUUCCUACUGUAUUUGAAGUUGUAACUGGAAGUGCUAAAAAACAAACAGAUGAACAGCAGCCCUCUUCAGUAAAUAAAAAUGGCAACAGAUCCAAGUCAAAUUCAAAACUUAGAGAUUUAGAUGUCAAAAGCUCAAGGAAGAAGAUAGAGGUGGAUGAAGAGGAGGAUGAAGGAGUAGAGGAAGGUGAUGAUGAAGAGGAGGAACACGGUGAAACUCUAUGUGGAGCUUGUGGAGAAAACUAUGCUUCUGAAUUCUGGAUUUGCUGUGACAUGUGCGAGAAAUGGUUUCAUGGCAAGUGUGUGAAGAUCACUCCAGCUAGAGCUGAGCAUAUCAAGCAUUACAAGUGCCCUUCUUGCAGCAACAAAAGAGCUCGUCCUUGA